UUGAAUGAAUUUUGUUCUGUUUCACAGAGAUGCUGCAGUUUGUCAGUAACCAGGCAGGAGACUUUCCAGACCUGUUUUCGGAUCCCUUGUGCAGCACCUUCCAGGGCAGCAGCGGCACUGGCAGCAGCAGUGGGACCCUGGAGCCCACCUUCCAGGGCAGCAGCGGCACUGGCAGCAGCAGUGGGACCCUGGAGCCGCAGCUGCAGCGGCCCUACAGCCAGGUGCAGCUCCAAAGCUUCCCACCAGCCCCUGCAUCCCCCCAGCUGCAGAGCCUGCCCGUGAAAGCAGCGCAGAGCACCCCUCCAGCCCCUCCACGCUCAGCCCCUGUCCUGCAGCCACGGCCCUCCGUGCAGCCUCAGCUCCAGCAGCAGGCCGUCAUGAUCACACCAACCUUCAGCUCUGCUCCCCAGACCAGGAUUAUCCAGCAGCCUGUCAUCUACCAGAAUGCAGCCACAAGCUUCCAAGUUCUGCAGCCCCAAGUGCAGAGCCUGGUGACGUCCUCGCAGGUUCAGCCAGUUACGAUCCAGCAGCAGGUGCAGACGGUGCAGGCCCAGCGAGUGCUGACACAGGCUGCCAACGGCACCAUCCAGACCUUAGCACCAGCCACCGUCCAGACUGUUGCUGCACCACAGGUCCAGCAGGUUCCAGUUCUCGUCCAACCUCAGAUCAUAAAAACGGAUUCCCUGGUCUUGACAACCCUGAAAACAGAUGGCAAUCCUGUUAUGGCUGCGGUACAGAACCCAGCACUGACAGCACUCACUGCUCCCAUUCAGACCACAGCUCUGCAGACCCUUGUUGGGAGCAAUGGGACAAUUUUGACCACAAUGCCAGUGAUGGUGGGACAAGAAAAGGUGCCUAUCAAACAAGUUCCUGGGGGUGUCAAGCAAGCUGAACCACCUAAAGAAGGAGAGAGGAGAACAACUCACAACAUCAUCGAAAAGCGCUACCGGUCGUCCAUAAAUGACAAAAUCAUUGAGCUGAAGGACCUUGUCAUGGGGACAGAUGCCAAGAUGCACAAGUCUGGAGUCCUGAGAAAAGCCAUUGACUACAUUAAAUACCUGCAGCAGGCUAACCAUAAGCUGAGGCAGGAGAACAUGGUUCUGAAGCUGGCUAACCAAAAAAACAAGCUGUUGAAGGGCAUUGACCUGAGCAGUCUGGUUGACAACGAUGUAGAUCUGAAGAUAGAUGACUUCAACCAGAAUGUGCUGCUGAUGUCUCCUCCAGCCUCUGAUUCAGGAUCCCCAGCUGGCUUCUCUCCCUAUUCCAUUGAUUCAGAGCCAGGAAGCCCGCUUCUUGAUGAUGCAAAGGUUAAAGAUGAGCCUGACUCUCCUCCUGUGGCACUCGGCAUGGUGGAUCGCUCUCGAAUACUCCUCUGUGCUCUCACAUUCCUUUGCCUUUCCUUCAAUCCCCUGACAUCCCUCCUGGACGCCCGAGGAACCCCCGAGCCUGACAGCCUGGUGCGCCACGGCUCCGGCAGGAACGUGCUGACCAUUGAGUCAGACGCAGCUGGCUGGUUUGGUUGGAUGAUGCCCACCCUAAUCCUGUGGCUUGUGAAUGGAGUGAUUGUGCUGAGCGUGUUCAUAAAGCUCCUUGUGCACGGAGAGCCCGUGACCCGGCUGCACUCGAGGUCCUCGGUCACCUUUUGGAGGCACCGCAAGCAAGCGGACCUGGAUUUGGCACGGGGUGAUUUUGCUGCAGCUGCAUCAAACCUGCAGACGUGCCUGUCAGUGCUCGGGCGAGCCCUGCCAGCUUCCCGCCUGGACUUGGCCUGCAGCCUGUCCUGGAAUGUGAUCCGCUAUAGCCUGCAGAAGCUGGCGCUGGUGCGGUGGCUGCUGAAGAGGACUUCUCACCAGUGGCGGGCAAGGGAGGCCACUGCAGGGUUUGAGGAUGAGGCCAAGACCAGCGCUCGGGAUGCGGCCCUAGCCUAUCACAAGCUCCACCAGCUCCACAUAACAGGUAAGCUUCCCUCCAGCUCAGCUUACUCAGGCUUGCACAUGGCAUUGUGUGCUGUGAAUCUGGCCGAGUGUGCAGAAGAAAAAAUCCCACCCAGCACAAUGGCAGAAAUCCACCUGACAGCUGCAGUUGGCUUGAAAACCCGCUGUGGAGGCAAGCUUGGUUUCCUAGCGAGCUACUUUCUAAGCCAGGCUCAAAGCCUGUGCAGCUCGGAGCGAAGUGCCAUUCCCGACUCAUUGCGGUGGCUGUGCCAUCCCCUGGGACAGAAAUUUUUUGUGGAGCGAAGCUGGACGGUGAAGUCUGCUGCAAAGGAGAGCCUGUACUGCACACAAAGGAAUCCUGCGGAUCCCAUUGCACAAGUCCAUCAGGCAUUCUGCGAGAACCUGCUGGAACGAGCAGUGGAUUCACUCGUGAAGCCUCAGACUAGGAAAGAGGUAGCAGGACAAGAGGAGGAGGAGUCAUGUGAAUUCUCGGGUGCUAUCGAGUACCUGAAAUUGCUCAACUCUUUCUUGGAUUCAAUGGGAAGUGGAGCCCCACCCUUUGCCAGCAAUUCUGUACUCAAGUCUGCCCUGGGUCCCGACGUGGUGUGCCGGUGGUGGUCAGCAGCCGUGGCUAUGGCAAUCGCCUGGCUCAGAGGGGAUGAUGCAGCUGUGAGGUCUCAUUUUGCAGAAGUGGAGCGCAUGCCAAAGUCCCUGGAGAUGUCAGAGAAUGCCCUGGUGAAAGCUACCUUCUACAUGUGUAAAGCCAUGCAGGCCUCUCUGUCUGGGAAGGCAGAUGGACAGCAGAGCUCCCUGGGUCACUGUGAGAGGGCCAGCAGUCACUUGUGGAACAGCCUCAACAUGAGCAGUGGCAUGUCCAGCACUGUCCUCAACAAUAUGAUCCAGCUGCUGGCCUGUGACUUGCUGCUGUCCCUGCGCACCAGCCUGUGGCAGAAGCAGGCGAGCGCCAGCCAGGCGCUGGGCGAGACCUACCACGCCUCGGCCCCCGAGCUGACGGGCUUCCAGCGCGACCUGGGCAGCCUGCGCAAGCUGGCCCACAGCUUCCGACCCGCCUACCGCAAGGUCUUCCUCCACGAGGCCACCGUGCGCCUGAUGGCCGGUGCCAGCCCUACCCGCACCCACCAGCUGCUGGAGCACAGCUUGAGGCGGCGCACGCCCCAGAGCAGCAAACAAGGUGAGCUGGACACGUUGCCAGGCCAAAGGGAGCGAGCCACGGCCAUCCUGUUGGCCUGCCGCCAUCUACCCCUGUCCUUCCUGUCGUCGCCGGGCCAGCGCGCGGUGCUGCUGGCCGAGGCUGCGCGCACCCUGGAGAAGGUGGGGGACAAGCGCUCCUGCAACGACUGCCAGCAGAUGAUCGUCAAGCUCAGCGGGGGCACGGCCAUCGCUGCCUCCUAAUGCCUAAGGCAUGGGUUCCCUUUGUGCAAAGACAGCCUGGUUGAGCAUCAGCCUGGACUUCCCUUCAGGAGCUUAGAAGAAGUGCUAGGUUAGGGCUGUGCUGGUGGGAUCAGGAUGGGGUGGGAGAGGGAGGGAGGGUUUUGGGUUUGAUUUUUUUUCUAAACUUGCCCCAGGUUUAGCUUUACUAGCCUCCUUGCCUGUUCUCAGGCAGUGCAGCAGGAAUCUGUCUAAUUGUGGUUUUUGUCACUAUGCCUAGGGCUGUUGAGAAGCGCUGCCCUGACACAAAUAACCCAUCCCUGCUUGGGAGAGAAUCCCACAAGCCCACGGCAUAGAGAAGUGGCACAUCCUGUGUCUGUCCUCAGGGGUAUUCUGUUCCCUUUCCAAACACCUCUGCAGAAAGGAAAUCUCUGGGGAGGGCAGAGGAUCUGUUCAAGCCUUGUCCUGUGGGGCUGCUGGGGCCUAAGGCUGUUCCCAAAAGAGAGAGGAAGGCAGCAGCUUUCCUUGAGUUGUGUAUCAGGAAACUGAAGCCCCUUAGACCCAACUUACAUAGGUGCUCUGGGAGUAUCGCUUGGGGCCAGUACUGCCUGGAAAAUUUCUCUACAGUUUUUAUACAGGUUUUUUUAUAGGAAUGUUUGUGGCUUUACAAAAACAUGGGGAACAAUGCAGCAGAUUUCCCUUCCCUUCUGCUUCAUGCAUCUUUUCCUGUGAUAGCUGCCUCUGGUUUUCAGCAGGGGGUGUGUUUGUAACAGCCUGCAACAAGCAGAGCCUGGUAGAAGACCUUGGCAUCCCUGGUCAUCUGGUGCUGGGUGGCAGCAGAGGUGGACAUUGUGCCCUGCACUUGGCAUGAAGGGUGAAUGCUUCUCUGUGCCUUUUUGUUGAUGCAGAAACAAUUUUUAGAAACAGGUUUUUUUUUUAUUUUACUCAACUCCUAGUCCCAGAACUUGUCUUCAGUUGUUUCUCCUUACCUUCUGCAACUGCUCCACAGCUCCUCCAGGAUUUGGGAGGCAUUGGUUCAGGGUGCAAGUCUCCCAGCUUUGUUACGGUUGCUAUUCCGAGCAGUUUGACUUGCAGGUGUUGAAUUGCCUGUGACUUUCCAGGAGUGGGAGGCGGAUUUGGGACAGGGAGAGAACGGUUUGCCCUCUUUCUCUCUGCCUUUCCUGUUGCAUCUCUCCAAAGAAGUGCAGAGUGGUUGCCCUCUCACAUGUGCAUAUGUGGAAGCCAGCCUAGUGGGCAUUGCUGUUUCUCCAUGCAUACGGCCAGCAUGUUCUGCAUGUUGGCAGCUUGAAGCAUUUAGAUACAGGCAGCCAUCCAAACACAUCCUGUCCCAGUCAAGCCUGUACUGCCCAACUCCUGCAAACUUGGACUGUUUUGCAAGAAGCUUUUAUAUGUAUCCAGCUUUUGCAGAGAGGCAUGAGCUCCUUCAAAAUGAGAGGAGAAAGAUAGGGGCUUGUGGUUUCCCUUUGCACAGGGUCUUUUGGCAUCUGGGAGGGCGUUUCAUGUGCUGCAGUAAUUGAACCACAGGUAAUGCAAGUCCUGGAGUUGCCCAGCUUCAAGAAGAUGGAAAUUGGGGCCAGGAGAAACUCAUGUCCCAGCAAAGUCUGUUCCUAGGGAUUAUGAUCUGUAGCUGUGGACAAAAAUGUGGGGACCAGAAGGUGUUUACCUUCCUCCCCCACUUUAUUUGGGGACUAGCUGGUGGAUACCCAGCUGCAAUGGCCUGUACUGUCCUACUGGCAGGGGUGUCCCUUGCUUCCUGGAGUCAGUGGUUGGAGGGGGAGCUCAUGGUUUGAGGGGAAGAGGUUGUUCUCAAGAAUGUCUGAUCAGUGCAGGGGAUGCUCUGGUGGCAGCAACUUCAGCAUUGACGAGGUACCCUAAGUGUGCAGAACAGCUAUGAGUCUGUACACACUUUGAUUGUUCAUUCCCAAGUUCCCUAGCUUAUCAGUGAUCCUAUUUUGGGGAGUAGAUUGCUUCUUCCUGAUAUUUUUCCUCUUCCAUGGCUCUCGUGCCAUCUUCCUUGUCAUGGAGUUUUUUUCCCGAAAGUCCAGAAACUCCUUGCUUGUGGCAACCUCUGAGUUAUCUUGCAUUUCUCCAGGUCUGCGUGCAGCACGUGGGCAGUUCUGUGCUUCAGUGAAAUGGGAGGUAAGGCUUUGGGAAAGCAGGGAUGCUGAGGUUUCACUUUGUCACUAGUGGUAGUCUGAGCCCUGGGGGCUGGGCUGCAGGGGUACUGGCUGGGCCAGGAGCUGGGAGAAGCUGUUGGGCUGAAA
Molecule: messenger RNA, 5608 nt
Organism: Ficedula albicollis (Collared flycatcher)
Lineage: Eukaryota; Metazoa; Chordata; Aves; Passeriformes; Muscicapidae
Gene: SREBF2
Product: sterol regulatory element binding transcription factor 2
Exons: 19
Coding region: 30-3347 (1105 amino acids)
Biological process (GO): positive regulation of transcription by RNA polymerase II; positive regulation of cholesterol storage
Cellular component (GO): nucleus
Molecular function (GO): protein dimerization activity; DNA-binding transcription factor activity, RNA polymerase II-specific; RNA polymerase II cis-regulatory region sequence-specific DNA binding
Source: RefSeq, a predicted model, not a curated record